Messenger RNA from Trypanosoma theileri, 1602 nucleotides. RefSeq lists its product as uncharacterized. NCBI's taxonomy places the organism in Eukaryota, Euglenozoa, Kinetoplastea, Trypanosomatida, Trypanosomatidae. Bases 1 to 1602 code for a protein of 533 amino acids. The transcript has a single exon. Gene Ontology annotation, cellular component: nucleolus. The record is from RefSeq and is a predicted model, not a curated record. Gene Ontology annotation, molecular function: protein binding; zinc ion binding. Gene Ontology annotation, biological process: ribosomal large subunit assembly.
AUGGGAUCUGGUAGCAGUACAACAACGAGAUGUAAUAAAGACGAUGCGAAUAUCCCCAAAGGAUCGCGUCAACUUAACGUGAUUGACACCAUACUUAUAAAACCCUCCGGCGGCGUUGGCGUUGUCGUCGUGCCUCCCCGCAUACCUUCCACACUGCCCCCACCACCGGAGUACUUGGAGGCGAUGCGUCCGGACGCCGUUGGGGGCGACAACCCGGCGGGGUCUGAGCGGCGCUACGCGUGGUUUGUGGAGGAUCUCGACUGCCCGGGCGAGUGGGAGGCGUACGGCGAUGAGGCGUCCGAGCGGCUGGACACCGCACUGCGUACGGGCCAGCAGACGUGCAUGAUUGUAUUGAAAAAACGUGCCUACACAGUGGAUUUACGUACAAUGGAACAGACGGGAUCGGGAUCUACGGUGCGGCCGCGGCGAGUGAAACGUGUGGAGGUGGAGACCUCUGCGAAUGAGUUGCGUGAGAAACGGUAUAUUGCUGUAGAUCCAUUUAUUGAAGAGGCACUUGAUGAUGUGGGGUAUGAUAUGGAUGCAUUGGAAGGAAUAGAGAAUGGGGAUGGGGUUAUGUCUAACACCCUUAAUAACAAUAAUAAUAGUAAUAGUAAUAAUGAAACUAGUGUUGGUGGUGGUGAGAGUCAUGAUAACAAAACAGUCAACUCUGCCGUGUUUCCACGCCUUGUGCGGUCAGUAAAGGCACAUUCGCAAACGGCAUUUACAAUGAGAUUUUCUACAGAUGGAAAGACAUUGCUUACGGGUACGAGACAGCAACUGAUACACUGGGAUGUGGCAACAGCAAAAACAGUAACAGAGUUUUCUGUACAUAAUGGUGUUGUACUCGCAGCUGUGUACUCUCCUAAUGGAAAUCACGUCUUGUAUGGUGGUGAUGACCACGUCAUUCGAAUGUUUGACGUCAAUGAACCAAAGGUAAAAGAAGAAUUUCUUGGACACACGCAUAAAGUAUAUGGAGUAGGGUAUCUUGCUGGGGAAGAACGUUUUGCCUCUAUAGCUAUGGAUAAAAAUCUACGAUGCUGGGAUGUUGAAGCUGAUAAAUGUGUACGUAUUAUUACCUGUCAUACAGGACCUAUCUUUGCAUUAGAGACAUCUAAACAAAAAGAGUGGCUUGCCAUAACUGGAGGAGAUGAUAAUAUUCUUUGUAUGCAUGAUUUACGACUUGGUACGGGUAUGGAUGGUGCUGGUAGUACAGUUGCCUCCCGCUUUCUUGGUCACCGUAAAACUAUUUGGACAUGUGCUCUCCGCAGUGAUGAACAGCAAUUUGCCUCUUCUGGAAUAGAUGGAAGUGUGUUGGUGUGGGAUAUAAGACGCCCAGAAUCACCGUUACUCCGUGCUUGUCAACAUGCACGUCCGGUACAUUUUGUGGAAUACAUGCCGUAUAGUAGAGGCCUUCUCUCCUGCAGUAGAGAUUCUACAGUGCGGCUUACAGAUACUUAUACGGCUGAGCCCGUCUGGCGUACAAAGGCACAUGGAGGUACAGUCUUUCGUGUAUGUUAUCAUCAAGGAACAGAGAUGUUAGCCACAAGUGGGUCAGACGCCGUUGUGAAUCUCUGGGAAUAUGGAAAUAAAGAUAAGUGGUGA